GUUUUUGUUUUAUCAUUGUGUUAUUAAUUGAAAGUGCAUUAAAACGUAGAUAAUAAUAUCACUAAUGUAAAAUAAGAACGUCAGCGUCUAAAUACACGAAUUAAGUACAUACUAAUGUAUAAGCGAAGAACGUUAAGCAAGAAAUGCAGAAAUAAAAAAAGAUAAGCUGUAUACAUAUGCAGUUUGUUGUAUUUAUUCAUAUAUUGGCGUCGGAGAGGAGUUAGCUGUUAUCAAGGCUACCUAUCGCUGUAUACUACUGUUGGAGUGGCGGGCGUUUGAUAUAAACAAAAUCCAACGGAUAGGUAUUGUGUCGGUGUUGACGAAGAAUAGAGAAGAGUGGCUGCUUGUUGCCGUGUGGUUCACAAAAAGUACUCAAAAUUGAUAGAAAGAACAAAAAGGCUGCUGCAACUGGUGCCUCAGCCGGGGACCAGCCGCCGCGCAAAAAGGGACGUCGCUCAGGAGGAUCCUCAACAGUUUCAGAUUCGGUCGAUACCAACGCAGCAUCUACAUCCAGAGCAGCUCAGCAGCUGUCCUUAACCACAACUGAAGAAAGAAGAAGAAAACGAACCUUAGACGCAAGCAACAAUCAGCAACAGAACUCGUCCAGAAAGGACUGUAGCAAUAGUAAAAGUAGUAGCAACAAUUGCCCUGAUCCUGUUAUGAAUAUGCAGAAUACAGCAGCCGCAACUGGCGCAGCAGCAGGCGCAGGCAGUUCAACUGUAGAGAUGCCACCGACAAGCAAUGAUAAUGUAGCUAACGAGGCAGGAAGUGCUAGCUCUGCAGCUGGGCCAACUGGAGAUGAGACAGCUCAGUCAUCCAGCAGCCAUAGCAAUAAUACUACAAAUGGUCACGAUGUCAAACAAAAUGGAUUUGCAGGCAAUAACAAUGGCAGCAACAACAUUUGCGCUGUGGAUGGCGAGAACAAUCGCGAGAGUAACAGCAGUUAUAGUGGCAUACACUUGGACAAAUCAAAUCAAGAGAUAAUACGUCUGAUUGGCCAAUAUCUGCACGACGUGGGCUUGGAGAAGUCGGUAAAGACGCUCAUGGGUGAAUCCAAUUGUUAUUUGGAGCAUCCAUCAGCCACAAAGUUCAGGGAGCACGUGCUGGUGGGCGACUGGGUCAAGGCAGAUGGUGAUCUCAAGGAUUUGGAAGCAUUGAUUGACAAUGGCAAAUCGUCAACCAUAACCGAAAUGAAAUUUAUACUGCUAGAGCAAAAGUACUUGGAGCAUUUGGAUGAUGGCAAUCCACUAGAUGCACUCCAUGUGCUCCGCAGUGAAUUGACGCCACUGCAGCAUAACAUAUCGCGUGUUCAUCAGUUGUCCUCAUAUAUGAUGUGUUCUACUAACCACGAUCUAUAUCAGCGCGCCAAGUGGGAGGGCAAGGGCAUAACUUCGCGCGCGCAUGUUAUGGAACGUUUGCAGACGUUUAUGCCGCCGUCGGUCAUGAUGUCGCCACGUCGCCUGCGUACACUUCUCCAACAAGCAGUGGAGCUGCAAAGCCAGAACUGCCCCUGCCACGAUAUGGCCUGGGAGACAAAUCUGCAGAAUGUUUCCCUGCUGACAGAUCACUGCUGUACCACUGACGGCUUUCCCAUGCAGACAAUACAAGUGCUGACCGAACACUGCGAUGAGGUCUGGUUCUGUAAGUUCUCGCCCGACGGCCUUAAGUUGGCCACGGGCAGCAAAGACUCUACUGUGAUCAUCUGGGAUGUAGAUCCAUACAAGCUGACACUGAAGCAUCGGCGUGUGCUUGAGGGCCAGUCACAGCUGAACGUUAGUUUCGUUAGCUGGAGUCCGGACUCCAAGCUCAUUCUAGUGGGUGGCACUGAGGACUCGCAUGAACUUUACAUUUGGAACGUGGACGACGGCAAGCUCAUCGUCAAGUUCUCGCAAUCAUUAGAAGAUAGUUUGGCCUGCGGUGCCUUCAGUCGCGAUGGCAAUCAUUUUGUCUGCGGAGGCCAAAAAGGUCAGCUCUAUUUGUGUGAUCUGAACGGCACUCUCGUUGACUCCUGGGAGGGGGUGCGUGUCAACAGCGUUGCCUUUAGGGCGGACAACAAAACAAUAUUAGCUGCCGAUAAUCACUAUCGCAUCAGAGGCUACAACUUUGACAACCCGCGUUCGGACUUUGAUAUACUGCGUGAGCCGCAUCCAAUUAUGACAUUUAGCAUUAACUCAGCGGAUCGCUUGGCUUUGUUGAAUGUCUCUAACCAAGGACUGCAUCUGUGGGACAUUGAGGACAAGUGUUUGGUGCGUCGCUUCCAGGGCAUACGCCAGAGCAAUUUCGCUAUACACUCUUGCUUUGGCGGCGUCAACGAGAGCUUUGUGGCUAGUGGCAGCGAAGACAAGGUUGUGUAUAUUUGGCAUCUGAAGCGAGAGGAGCCCUUGGCCAAGUUAGCUGGUCACACCAAGACGGUUAACUGUGUGUCCUGGAAUCCAGUAUAUCCGUCCCUACUUGCCAGCGCAAGCGACGACGCCACCGUGCGCAUCUGGGGCCCAAAGCCCACGGGUAGCAGCGCAACGACAGAAAGCGACGACUGCUCCUCCAGCUCGUCAUCGUCCUCUUGGAACAUGACCUAAAUCCACUGACCGCUUAACCCAAUUUUCAUUGUGUGGUGAAUUUGAUGCACUUAAGGGUUGCCACUUGCGACUUGGUUCACAAUUCAAACGAUUGCGUUUUUUUUUAUUCGAAACUAAAUUCAAAUUUUAAUGGCAAAAGCGUAAGCUCAAAAUAUUGAUACUUGAUAAUUGUAGGAUAUGCAUAUGCAAUAGUAGUUUUGCCACUACACGAUUUUAAAGCUCGUCGAGCUGGACUUUUUGUCCGAUAGCCUUUUGAUGUCAAAUCAUUUUUUUGUCCUUUCAUAUUCACGUGCGUGUUUGUGACCCUCACUGGUGUGUUAAAUCCACAUGAAUGAUUCUGAAUUAGCUGUAAGUGAAACUCCCAAUGUCGAUCUAAAUGUGGUGCGCCUGUUUCUGCAAACUGAAUAUAUUUGUUGCAGCGGCGGCGAAAACACUGGACUGCCAUUACAAUACAAUGUGUAUGAGCAGCAUGACUUACAAUUAGCAUUAACUUACAUAAGUACAUUGACUUUGUCUCACAUGUAAUCGGACACAAACACUUGAUUCGAGUAACUAUGAAUAUUGUUCAUCACUUUUCAAGUAAUAGUAUUUUUUUAAAGUUCUAAAUAUGCAUACAAAAAUAUAUUCAUUCAUAUGUAUUGUAUAUUGGCUUUAAGUUUUAAUCAAUUGUCUAGGUAAUGCCAAACUAAUUUGACGUAUCGUACAUACAUACUUAUUUUGCCAUUUUUAUUAUUUUGUCUGGCUUUUUUGACAAUUCGACAUUUAACACUUACAAGCGUACAGUUUUAGUCAACCGAUUAUGCUGAUACUCGUUAAAAAAUGUUCUAAUUUACUUUAAGCGAAAAUAUUUAGUUACUUCUUUCAAUUAAGAACCUUGCAGCGUUCACUCAUAUUUAACCGUCUUUUGUUCAGACAUUCACACAUUGAUGUUAACAAAGUUUAAUUAAAUUACUUUAAUUGAAA
This is a messenger RNA of Drosophila busckii, 3539 nucleotides long. RefSeq names its product WD repeat-containing protein 26 homolog. Gene Ontology annotation, molecular function: protein binding. Gene Ontology annotation, cellular component: GID complex. The transcript is spliced from 4 exons. The coding region runs from base 660 to 2576 and encodes 638 amino acids. The record is from RefSeq and is a predicted model, not a curated record. NCBI's taxonomy places the organism in Eukaryota, Metazoa, Arthropoda, Insecta, Diptera, Drosophilidae. Gene Ontology annotation, biological process: proteasome-mediated ubiquitin-dependent protein catabolic process.